Messenger RNA from Penicillium malachiteum, 2424 nucleotides. RefSeq names its product transcription factor domain-containing protein. Gene Ontology annotation, molecular function: zinc ion binding; DNA binding; DNA-binding transcription factor activity, RNA polymerase II-specific. The transcript has 2 exons. Gene Ontology annotation, biological process: DNA-templated transcription; regulation of DNA-templated transcription. The record is from RefSeq and is a predicted model, not a curated record. The coding region runs from base 1 to 2424 and encodes 807 amino acids. NCBI's taxonomy places the organism in Eukaryota, Fungi, Ascomycota, Eurotiomycetes, Eurotiales, Aspergillaceae.
AUGAAUCCUCUUCCUUUUCGCGCGGGGACUCAAAAUCCGAGUAACUCGUAUGAGCUACCUCCCGUACAAUCGGUGACCUCGGGUACAUACCCGGCCCCGAGUGUAAUGCUUUCCGCCCCGCCAAGUAGACCCGACAGUGGCAUGAGAAUGUCUCACUUGUUACAGCCUAUGCCACAGUCAGGUCAGCAAGCUAUGCCCCAAGCAUCGCCACAUGCAAUCCCACCAGCGCCAGGUCCAUCGACCUCGCCGUAUCCGCGAUUUUAUGAAUCGGCAUCAGGAUCUCCUGCUGAGAAUGGAGGAUUGCCUGAAUCGUCGCAUAUGGGAGCUCAUCCAGGAAAUCCGGGUCUAUUCCAGACCAGUCCAAUCGGACAUAGUCAUUCGCAAGCCCAACUGCAACAGAAGAGAGCUUAUCGACAGCGAAGAAAGGAUCCAAGCUGUGAUGCUUGUCGGGAACGGAAAGUGAAAUGCGAUGCAUCGGAGUCUAGUAGUUGCACGGAAUGCAAUAACCGACGAGUUCGAUGUCAAUUCACCAAGGAGACCAAUCGUCGCAUGUCGUCAAUCAAGCAAGUUCAGGAUCUGGAGCGCCAGCUUCAUAUUACCAAGCAGCAGUUGCAGCAAGCUAGGACAGGCAUGUUGCGCCCUGAUCAUUUGAUGGAUCUGGAUGAGAGUGCGGCUCAACCGAUGAUCAAACUCCCGGAGAUUGAUUACAAGCCUGCUAGGCGGCCCAAGAUCUCACUCAACGAAGAUCUAUCCGAGGUGCGCAAGAAUUUACGACAACACGGUCGUGGUAUCUUGAAAGUUCCUACACCUUAUCAGCAACAAGGUGCACGGUCUGUUGUUAUGGGUGAUGUGCCGAGCCUACCGCCGAAGGAGGUUGCCGAUCACCUCUUGGCUCAGUAUUUCAACUGCAUUCACUCUGUCUUUCCGGUUCUUCAUUGGCCAACCUUCCUUGCAGAAUAUGAGCAGGUCUAUCGGGCUGGAUCUAUUGCGGGCGUUUCCAGUGAAUGGGCUGCAGUCUUAUAUGGAGUCUUUGCAUGUGGUGCAGUCCAUACCGUGGAGCCGGAUCGCGAGGAACGGGCCAAGGAAUUUGUGCGCAUAUCCUGUGUCAUCAUUGAUGUCUGGCAAGAUAGCUUUAAUCUGGAUAGAGCUCGAGCAGCUUUACUGGCCAGUAUGUUCCUGUAUGAGGUGAACUCAAAAUCGGCGAGUUGGGUGUGGAUUGGAUCUGCAGUACGCGUGGCGCAGGAGAUUGGCUUGCAUAUCGAAUCCGGACCAUGGCCUCCAUUGGAAGGAGAAAUGCGGAAACGUCUUUGGUGGGGUCUAUAUACUUGGGAUCGGCUGCUCGCUCUUGAGAUGGGCAAACCAGUUUUGAUAAAUGACCAAGACUGCGAUAUCGACCUACCCUGUCCUAUUGAUGAUCAGUAUAUCAGUGAAGGUGGAAACAUUCCAGAGACUCAACAAACAACCCCAAUGCUGGCAACCAUCCAUGUAGUCCGAUCCAUCGGCCAACUCACUCGAACUCUCCGAUCAACCACAAUCAGCCCUGCAACUCUUGAAACCUUCGAACGCCAUUUCAAUUCAUGUCUAGCCACAUUCCCUCCAAAUCUUCACCCGAAAACCGACCAAGAUCUAGAUCCCCGGUCAUUAGCACCCAUCAUCUAUCUCCAAAACGCUCGUCUUCUUCUUCAUCGACAUAACAUCACGCCCUUCUGCCAAGAAAUCGUUCGCUCAAUGGCAAUGGACUAUUGUGCCUCGACGGCUGCUGACACCGCCUCAAUUCUCUCCCGCUGUAUGCGCAACUCCAGUCCCGCGGACUGGAAGACCCUCCUCGCCUCAUCGGCCGGGACUCUGCUUUGUACACAUAUCUGGCGUUGUACGCUCUUCCUUUUAUUCCGACAAGACUUCAUCUCCGCCUUAAUCUGCGUCCAAGCAAGCGCAGCAAUUGGCGAUGGUCGCGCAAUUAACGUCGCCUGUGUUCGAUAUCUCGCCUUCUUCAUUCGUAUUCUCCUAGAUCGCUUCCGACAGGAUGACAUGAUGAUCCUUGAUACCGACGAAGAGAUGAUGGCCUACGUAUCCGGCGACAUGCAAGGCACCAGUGACGGAAGCUGGGUGUGGCAAGGUAGCGAAACAGGCUCACAUCUUGAAGCGAUAGCAUCAUCCCGGAACCCAUCAGCUCCGUUAUCCGAGACCGAUGGACCGAUAUCGUGGGAAGAACCCAAGAAGAUGUGGGAAUGGAUUGAGAGCACCGUCCAAGAACUCAUCACCGAAAAGCAGCGCCGAGACUUCGAUGCUCAGCUACGCGAGCCAACACAGACUCCACAGCAAGCAGCGAGUCCAGCGAUGUUGGUCGCUGAGUCUGCGGCUUCAGAUACGACUGAGCGAUCGAGUUCAGCUCACUCACGCAUGGAUAUCGCGAGUCUUAUUUAA